Messenger RNA from Sorghum bicolor (sorghum), 1400 nucleotides. Its product is annotated as ervatamin-B. NCBI's taxonomy places the organism in Eukaryota, Viridiplantae, Streptophyta, Magnoliopsida, Poales, Poaceae. Gene Ontology annotation, cellular component: lysosome. The record is from RefSeq and is a predicted model, not a curated record. Gene Ontology annotation, molecular function: cysteine-type endopeptidase activity. The transcript is spliced from 4 exons. The coding region runs from base 73 to 1191 and encodes 372 amino acids.
UAUACUUCACAUAUUCUCUCCUGACAAUCUCUCGCCCAGCUCAAGUGCUCAACACCAACUCGAAGGAUCGCCAUGCGUCCACCACGCUUCCUAGUGCCCACCACGGCGCUGCUUGCGCUCGCCGUUGCACUGUCACUGGCCGCCGCCGCCGCCGACGCGGCCCGCCACUCCUACGCCAUCGUUCCGGCGCCCGUGGAGCGGGCGGACGACGAGGUGCGGCGUAUGUACGAGGCGUGGAAGUCGGAGCACGGCCACGGCCACGGCUCCGACGACCGGCUGCGUCUGGAGGUGUUCCGCGACAACCUGCGGUACAUCGACGCGCACAACGCGGAGGCGGACGCCGGGCUGCACACCUUCCGCCUCGGCCUCACCCCCUUCGCCGACCUCACCCUCGAGGAGUACCGCGGCCGCGCCCUCGGCUUCCGCGCCCGCCGCGGCGGCGCGAGCAGGGUCGGGAGCGGCAGCAGUUACCGUCCCCGCCCCCGCGGCGGCGACCUCCCCGACGCCAUCGACUGGCGCGAGCUUGGCGCCGUCACCGGGGUCAAGAACCAAGAACAAUGCGGUGGAUGCUGGGCGUUCUCGGCAGUGGCAGCCAUCGAGGGGAUCAACGAGAUCGUGACAGGCAACCUCGUGUCGCUGUCGGAGCAGGAGAUCAUUGACUGCGACACCCAGGACGGCGGCUGCAACGGCGGGGAGAUGCAAAACGCUUUCCAGUUCGUCAUCAACAACGGUGGCAUUGACACCGAGGCCGACUACCCCUACCUCGGAACUGACGCCGCCUGUGAUGCCAACCGGGUAAAUGAAAGGGUGGUGACCAUUGACGGCUUCGUGAGUGUGGCCACCGAGAAUGAGACAGCGUUGCAGGAGGCGGUGGCGAACCAGCCUGUGAGUGUCGCAAUCGACGCAAGCGGACGUAAAUUCCAGCACUACACCUCGGGCAUCUUCAACGGGCCAUGCGGGACGCAGCUAGACCAUGGCGUCACGGCGGUGGGCUACGGCAGCGAGAACGGCAAGGACUACUGGAUCGUGAAGAAUUCGUGGAGCAGCAGCUGGGGUGAGGCCGGCUACAUCCGCAUCAGGCGCAACGUCGCCGCGGCCACCGGCAAGUGCGGCAUCGCCAUGGACGCGUCCUACCCGGUGAAGAGCAGCUCCAACCCGGCAGGGAUGGCUGUGCUGAAAAUGGUUGCUUAAUUAGGCCUUAGGCUGGCAGCCGACUGAACUGAAGUUACUCGUCUCCACUAUAGUGUGUUGUUCUUAGUUGUGUGAUGAAUGACGAUGCAUGGUCUAGUUUAACUUUAUAUAUAUGUGUAUCACCGGAAGAAAUAAUUAAGUUAGUCCUCAUAAUAAAUUUGUGAUGUGUGAUAAGUUAAUAACUUAUUAUUGUAAUAAAACUUCUGUCU